AGCCACUUCCUGCCGGCUUUGGAGUGUUGGGUGGCGGGAUCGCGACGGUGCGGGUGCAGCUCGUGGGGGAGAAGCUCGAGGCGCUGAUCAGCGGGCGGCCAAGGCCGCGGCCAACGGCUGCGUGAUGCAGGUCUCCAGCGUGAACGACGUCAAGAUCUACAACCUGAGCUACGGCAGGUCCCUGCCCGAGUGGCUUUCGGAUAGAAAAAAGAGAGCAUUGCAGAAGAAUGAUGUGGAUGUACGUCGAAGAAUUGAACUUAUCCAGGAUUUUGAAAUGCCUGCAGUUAGUACCAAAAUUAAAGUUUCGCGAGAUGGCCAGUAUAUUAUUGCAACUGGGACAUACAAGCCACGGAUUCGAUGCUACGAUACCUACCAGUUGUCAAUGAAGUUUGAACGCUGCUUAGAUUCAGAAGUCGUCACAUUUGAAAUUUUAUCAGAUGAUUAUUCAAAGCUGGUUUUUCUGCAUUGCGACCGUUACGUAGAGUUUCAUUCACAGCAUGGACACUAUUAUAGGACGCGCAUCCCCAAGUUUGGUAGAGACUUCUCUUACCAUUAUCCAUCAUGCGAUCUCUAUUUUGUAGGAGCAAGUUCUGAAGUCUACAGAUUAAAUUUGGAGCAAGGACGGUUCUUAAAUUCCCUGCAGACAGAAGCUUCCCAGAACAAUGUUUGUGAUAUUAACCCUGCACACUACCUGUUUGCGACUGGGUCAACUGAGGGUAAAGUAGAGUGCUGGGAUCCCCGAACAAGAAAUCGAGUAGGAAUGCUUGACUGUGCCCUAAGUAGUGUGACUACUGAUACAGAGAUUGAUGGCUUGCCUUCUAUUUCUGCUUUGAAGUUUAAGGGAGCAUUACAUAUGGCUGUCGGCACUACCACGGGUCAGGUUCUAUUGUAUGAUCUUCGUUCAAAUCGUCCACUGUUCGUCAAGGACCAUCACUAUGGGCUACCUAUUAAAUCUAUCGAAUUCCAGGAUCUAUUAGAUUUGGUCAUUUCGGCAGAUUCCAGGAUUGUAAAAAUGUGGAAUCAGAAUACGGGGAAAAUGUUCACUUCAAUUGAAUUACCGAAUGAAAUCAAUGACCUUUGCCUUUAUCCCAACUCGGGAAUGUUCUUUCUGGCUAAUGAAUCGCCCAAGAUAAAUACAUUCUAUGUUCCUACUUUGGGGCCUGCACCUCGUUGGUGUUCAUUCCUGGAUAACUUGACAGAGGAGCUGGAAGAAAACCCAGAAUCUACAGUGUAUGAUGAUUAUAAAUUUGUAACCAAAAAGGAUCUAGAAAACCUAGGUCUUGAUCACCUUAUCGGCACCGCACUACUUCGGGCAUACAUGCAUGGAUUCUUUUUGGACAUUCGACUAUAUCACAAGGUGAAAACUAUGACAAAUCCAUUUGCUUAUGAGGAAUACCGAAAAGAUAAGAUCAGACAGAAAAUAGAGGAAACGCGUACUCAGAGAGUCCAAGUGCAGAAAUUGCCAAGAGUAAACAAAGAGUUAGCGUUGAAGUUUAUUGAAGAAGAAAAAGAAGAUCAAGUACAAAAGAAAAAGAAGGGAAAGAAUUUACCCAACAUUUUGCGAGAUGAGCGAUUCAAGGUAAUGUUUGAAAAUCCUGACUUUCAAGUGGAUGAAGCUAGUGAAGAAUUCAGGCUUAUCAAUCCAAUUGUGUCCAAAGCCUCAGAAAAAAGAAAGAAGAAACUUAAGCGACUACAAGAGCAGAUAGAGACUGGACAGGAAGAAGAAUUGGAAGGAAAACCUAGUGAUGCAGAGAGCUCGGAAAGUUCUGAUGAUGAUCGAGGCUGGGUUGAAGAGGUCCAAAAACAGCACAAACUCCUGCGCAAAGAAGAAAAGUUGAGGUUAAUGGAAAGAAAUCAACAAAGUCGUCCAAAACCCAAAUUCUUCGAGAUCAAAGCUGGAGAAGAGUUCAGAAGUUUUCAAGAUGCUGCCCAUAAACAAAAACUGCUCAAGACAACGCUUGAAGAUCGUCUGAAGCAGGAAGAAAAGUCUGGAACACUUCAUUUGUCUAAUACCACUGUAGGCAGUAAACAGUUAACAUUUGCCCUUAAAAAGUCUGAACAGCAAAAGAAGCGACAAGAUGCUGAGAAGCAACAUCAUGAAGAAAGAAGACGACUGAGACGUUCAGCAGAACACCUCCGAGGCAAAGCUUUGAAAAGAAAGUCAUCCUUCUAAAAACAGGAAUGUUUCUGUUUUAUUUCCAUCAGUGACGCAUUUUUAAAACUGCAUUGAAAGCAUCAUCGGUAAAAUGGAAAGAAACAUUGAAGGCUGCUCGUAGCGAGUAUGAACGUGCCAUCUGCAGCUUCAGACAACUUGAAAGAACUUGGUGUGGGACCUUGGAAAUUUGUAUUUUUGCAUCUCAUUUUCUGUGUACAGACUAAAUACCACGUAUAUUUAUCAGAACAUACCAAGAUACUCUUAACAAAAAUUCAAAAUAUUAUGUCCAAGUGAUUAUUCAGCAGCACCUGUUUUACCUCUAAAUCAGCAUUUUCUACGAGCUAAUUGUAAAUGGUCUUUCAUAAUUUAGCUUUAUUCUUAAUUAAACAAUUGAAUUUGUGAUAUGGAAA
Leucoraja erinaceus (little skate) is the source of this 2565-nucleotide messenger RNA. It is a transcript of the gene nol10, whose product is annotated as nucleolar protein 10. Gene Ontology annotation, biological process: maturation of SSU-rRNA from tricistronic rRNA transcript (SSU-rRNA, 5.8S rRNA, LSU-rRNA). Gene Ontology annotation, molecular function: protein binding. NCBI's taxonomy places the organism in Eukaryota, Metazoa, Chordata, Chondrichthyes, Rajiformes, Rajidae. The record is from RefSeq and is a predicted model, not a curated record. Gene Ontology annotation, cellular component: nucleolus; 90S preribosome; nucleus.